Sus scrofa (pig) is the source of this 9597-nucleotide messenger RNA. RefSeq names its product one cut homeobox 1 (gene ONECUT1). Gene Ontology annotation, biological process: regulation of transcription by RNA polymerase II. NCBI's taxonomy places the organism in Eukaryota, Metazoa, Chordata, Mammalia, Artiodactyla, Suidae. The record is from RefSeq and is a predicted model, not a curated record. Gene Ontology annotation, cellular component: nucleus. Gene Ontology annotation, molecular function: DNA-binding transcription factor activity, RNA polymerase II-specific; RNA polymerase II cis-regulatory region sequence-specific DNA binding.
CGCCCAGCUGGCGGGAGGGCGGGCCGCGGCGGCUGUGGCGGCGGCGGCGGCGGCGGCGGCGGAACAGCGGCCACAGAGUCUGCAACAGUAACCGAGCCAUGGCUGGAGCUGGCCAGCGGUGCGGGCAGGCAGCAGCCGCGGAAGGCGCGCGGGCUGCGUCAGGGGAGCCGGGGGCUUCACAAUUCUAAGAAGGAGAGGGGUGAGAGGGGGCCGGGGCGGGUGGGCUGGGGGCACUGAGCUCGCCCAACUGCGCGGAUCCUUUUUGGAAAUUAAUAUUUUUUUAAAAAAAUAAAAAAAACCGCGGAGGACGCAGAGGGGAAGGUGGGGGCAAGAGGGACGGCGAGACUCACUGAGAGGGAAACAGCCCCACAGUGAGAGGAAAGAAGGAAGGCAACAGUCGCUAGCAGCCGAUGUGAAGACCGGACUGCGUGCCCCUUCGCCGCCUCUGCCCGGCCUCAUCGAUGUUGUGUCCGCAGCCCGCUCGCCGGGAUCACGAUGAACGCGCAGCUGACCAUGGAGGCGAUCGGGGAGCUGCACGGGGUGAGCCAUGAGCCGGUGCCUGCCCCAGCCGACUUGCUGGGCGGUAGCCCCCACGCGCGAAGCUCUGUGGCGCACCGUGGCAGCCACCUGCCCCCCGCGCACCCACGCUCCAUGGGCAUGGCGUCCUUGCUGGACGGCGGCGGCGGCAGCGGCGAUUACCACCACCACCAUCGGGCCCCCGAGCACAGCCUGGCCGGCCCCCUGCACCCCACCAUGACCAUGGCCUGCGAGACUCCCCCAGGUAUGAGCAUGCCCACCACCUACACCACCUUAACCCCUCUGCAGCCGCUGCCGCCCAUCUCCACCGUCUCGGACAAGUUCCCCCACCAUCACCACCAUCACCAUCAUCACCACCACCCGCACCACCACCAGCGCCUGGCAGGCAACGUGAGCGGUAGCUUCACGCUCAUGCGGGACGAGCGCGGGCUGGCCUCCAUGAAUAACCUCUAUACCCCCUACCACAAGGACGUGGCCGGCAUGGGUCAGAGCCUCUCGCCCCUCUCUGGGUCUGGUCUGGGUGGCAUCCACAACUCCCAGCAAGGGCUCCCGCACUAUGCCCACCCAGGCGCCGCCAUGCCCACCGACAAGAUGCUCACCCCCAACGGCUUCGAAGCCCACCACCCGGCCAUGCUCGGCCGUCACGGGGAGCAGCACCUCACGCCCACCUCGGCCGGCAUGGUUCCCAUCAACGGCCUUCCUCCACACCACCCCCACGCCCACCUGAACGCCCAGGGCCACGGGCAACUCUUGGGCACCGCCCGGGAGCCCAACCCUUCGGUAACCGGUGCGCAGGUCAGCAAUGGAAGUAAUUCAGGGCAAAUGGAAGAGAUCAAUACCAAAGAGGUGGCGCAGCGUAUCACCACCGAGCUCAAGCGCUACAGCAUCCCACAGGCCAUCUUCGCGCAGAGGGUGCUCUGCCGCUCCCAAGGGACCCUCUCAGACCUGCUGCGCAACCCCAAACCCUGGAGCAAACUCAAGUCUGGCCGUGAGACCUUUCGGAGAAUGUGGAAGUGGCUGCAGGAGCCGGAGUUCCAGCGCAUGUCUGCGCUCCGCUUAGCAGCAUGCAAAAGGAAAGAGCAAGAACAUGGGAAGGAUAGAGGCAACACCCCCAAAAAGCCCAGGUUGGUCUUCACAGAUGUCCAGCGUCGAACUCUACAUGCAAUAUUCAAGGAAAAUAAACGUCCAUCCAAAGAAUUGCAAAUCACCAUUUCCCAGCAGCUGGGGUUGGAGCUGAGCACCGUCAGCAACUUCUUCAUGAAUGCGAGGAGGAGGAGUCUGGACAAGUGGCAGGACGAGGGCAGCUCCAAUUCAGGCAACUCAUCUUCUUCAUCAAGCACUUGUACCAAAGCAUGAAGGAAUAACCACAAACUGAAACCUCGGUGGAAAAGCUUUAAAUAAAGAAAAAAAUUUUUAAAGACCAGGACCUCAAGAUAGCAGGUUUAUACUUAGAAAUAUUUGAAGAAAAAAAAAAAGUGUUAUUUAUAGUCCAAAGAAACCAAAGACUUAGCUCACUGCAUUCUGACUUUGUUCGGAGACACACACUUCGGCCAGGCGAUGACUUGGCAAGAAAAAUUAUGAGCGGGAAAACACCACUGGAUCGUACACCUUCAGUCCAUGAUCAUCCUCGCUGUGCUUGGCUGUUUCGUGGUUUGGAGCAUAGUGAUUUUGAGCCAUUGAGUGGACAUCUUUAAGAUCAGACGUUCUCAUCUGUUCCACCGCGCCAUGAAGGUGUUAUGGUGUCUCUGUACUGUGUAUGGGUCUGUGCGUGAAUAUACAUAUACACCCACCCACACACACACCACCACCACCACCACCACCACCACCACCACCACCACCACCAGUGGUUAGGAACUUAGGCAGGGCUGGUCUUCAGGAAGGGUUGUGCUGUAGGAGUGCAACCAGCAUAGUGUGGGGUUGUCUGAGUUCAUUGGAUUAGGAGUGUGAUUUUGCUCGUCUAGCCUAGCGUUUGAACCUGCCAGGUCUGCAACCUAAAUGCAGAUUCAAACCCAGCAAAGAAAUUUGAAUGACACCUAAACCAGUGCAUUCUCUUUGUUUGUUAAGGAAUGUUCAGAUAUUUUGUAAGAAAUGAAACAAGAGUCCAUCCAUGAAAAAAGAAAAUCAUCUAGGUACCAAAGAACACACUUAAUAUUAUAGUGCAGGUAUUUUAUUGCAAUGAUUUUAAUAACCAAAGCUAUUUUUACACAAGAUACUAUGUAAAGUUAUACAUAUGAACUGAUCUAGCUGUAAUCCACAUGCCACGUAGAAUCACAACUAUUAUUUAUGACUCUUGAAGCAUUUGAAAUAUUAGUUUUCAGAACUGGCAAGAAAGAAUGUAGCUUCAGGGAAGCAAUUAAUAUCACAACGGAGAGGUCCAUGCAGGAUACAUGUUCAUCCAGAUGGCACACUCCCUUUUGGGACACAUAAAUGUCACUUAAGUAGACAUGUAGACAUAAUUUCAUAAUCUGUUCAUAGCUGAGAAAACCUGGGGAUUCUCCCAAAGCAGGACUCAUUUGUAAACUUAGAAAACUAAAUUUAACAGGACAGUUAACCAAAUUAGAAAAUGUGUUCAAAGUCAUGAUUUUGAGUUAAAGGCCACUGAAUAAAGGACCUCCUACUGAGGUUAAUUUGACUUAUAUUUACUUUGAGCAUUUGACACCAAAUACCUCUUUAAAAUAUAAAUACACAAAAUAAGCAGACCAACAUUAUUAUUAAAAUGAACUAUCCAGUAUUUAUAAUCAUCUUGAAAAUACAAUCAAACUGAUUUAAUUGCCAAUCCUAGACAUUUUGUAACAUGGACAUGAAUAAAAAUAGCAGGUGUAACCGAGAAAUUGUAGAACUGCUUAGAAAAAGCAAGAGUUCUAGUGGAAAACAAGACCUUGGGGAGUUCCUGUCAUGGUGCAGCGGAAACAAAUCCAACUAGGAACCAAGAGGUUAUGGGUUUGAUCCCUGGCUUCACUCAGUGGGUUAAGGAUCUGGCAUUGCCUUGAGCUGUGGUGUAGGUUGCAGAUGCGGCUCAGAUCCCCACGUUGCUGGGCUGUGGUGUAGGCUGGUGGCUACAGCUCCAAUUCGACCGCUACCCUGGGAACCUUCUUAUGCUGUGGGUGGGGCCCUAAAAGGCAAAAAAAGGAAAGAAAGAAAGACAGACAGACAGAAAGACAGACCAGCCUUGGGUUCCAUAGGUAUUAAGCUAUUUAUUUUACUAAGCAUAGCCUCCAAAGCAUACUACAUUCUUUCUUGCUACUACAUUAAGCUGGAAAUUCUAUAAUUCCACUCGCUGAAAGGGACAGAUAAAAACUAGACCUGAACUUCCAAAUGAAAAUUUUAAAUUUCUACUUUUCCAAAUCAUUUAACCAGGGCUCUAGAAAUCAAGGCAAAAAAAAAAAAUAAUAUGGUUGUACUGAUAGUACCCAAGUGAAUAACUUGAUUCCCAGAAAAAUUCUCUCUGGAUUCAAUUGAACUGUAACUCAUGUAGGUGGAUGCCUUUUGUACUAGUAGGUAAAGAACUGGGUACACUUCAUCACCACACCUAACUAGAAAUCUAAAAUUCAAUGGUAUCUCAACAAUAAGUUGUUUGUUGAGAUUCCUUAAAAUGCUAGAGAAAAAAUUAAACUAUUUUGACACAAGACCUAACUCCUUAGGAUCAAAUCUCAGCAUCCUGUCCAGGACUCAAAGAGGCAGGCAUCUGGGAAGAUCAGGCUAACCUGGCAAACCACCUGUCUCCUUCAUGUCUGCUGUGGAAUGAGAAAAGGAAACCAAGACCUACUCCUCGUUUGAUGAAAUGGGCAUUUGCCUUGAUAUAUUUUGUCUUAGUAUUUCUUUUCAUCUCACCCCAAAUUCCAGCUUUAAAUUUUCCCUUCUAAAUAUGGCACAAUUAUAGUUCAGCUAUUAAAAGAGACCAUUUAAAUGGCCACCCUUCGAGAUUUGCUAAAAGUGUAAUCUUGUCAAUGACAUAAACGAGAAGGAAAAAACUGAUGAACUUUUUCUCUCUCUCUCCAGGAAAGGAGGGGGCUGAAGUACAACUAUAUAAUGUAUUGAUAAUUUAGGAGGGAGGAAAGCCUUACUUAUUUGAAACAUGAGAAUUUUAAAUGCAGGGAAAUUCAAGCUGUGUCUACACACAAUCUUACCAAAUUCAAUACCCCAGGAAAAACAAAAGUUGAAUCUAGACAACCAUAUCUUUUGCUUUGUAUUUCCUGUAUAGCCCCAGCAGAGUGAUCCAACUGUGACUUAUAUUUUCAACCAAUUAUUUUGGUACUGUGUAGACACAGUCUCAAAAACUAUUACUACGAUUUAAUAUUCCUACCAUAAUGAUUUUUUGAAAAAAUAACCAGUGAUCCUAUUUGCUAACACCAAAGAUAAGUUUCAUACCAGCAUUGAAUUUGCACCCAUUAUGCAAUUUCAGGGCCUAGAGAUAUAUUUUCUCAUUAACAGAUGCACAAAUCAGAGCCUGAAAAGCAAUUUUUUUACUUGACUGUUUAACUCACAACCUUUGCUUUUUAGAAAUCCUAAUGGACAAACUCAGCUUCUCACAAGCAAUACGUGUUAUUACAUAAUGUAGGACUGAUUUUUUUAUUGCUUCUGCUUUGACACAUAAAAUGCUUCCAUUCUUGUGUAGUUUAGCAUUAAUUUAUGGCUCAGGUUUCUUAACCUACCACACUCAACAGAGCAGACCCGUGCCAUUUGUCCAUCCAUCAUUUCUCAAUUCUUUAGCAAAAUUCACCUGAAAAGAUAUCUCACUCUUCUCCUUGUAUGCUUGUUUAUUCCCAAACUUCAAAUAAUGUGUUUUGUUUUUCCUUUGUUUGUUUUUUUGAUAGAAUGGAAGUUAGAUUGUUUGGGGUCAUAAGUCAUUCAGGUCCUCUCGUGACUGGAAGCUUCCCUGAAAGGGGGCCAAGAGAAAGACUGGGAAGUGUGAUGUCUGGACACCCUCAAAGCCCAGACAUCAUUAAUUGUUCAGGUAAAAGAAUUCUGCAUGUCAGGACCUGAGUAUUGCAGUCCCUGGAUGCAGCUGGAAUAGAUGCCCCCGAACCAAAGAAAAUGUGUGGGGAAAUUUAGAAGUUCUAACUGAAUAUGUCAUUCACUCUGCCCCCCAAAAGCAUACUUAAUUUUCCAAGAAAAUAAGUCAAAGUCCUAUGCUACUUUUGGACUCAUGCCACUCCCAUUGCUACCCCAGGCGAACGACCGGUCUUUGCAGGUUAAAUGCAAACUUUGCUAUACCAAAGAGUCCUAGGACAUUUUCACACAAGCUAUAAAGGUAUUUUCCCUAAGAAAGGUCCUCCCUUCUUUGUACAUAAAGGAUGAAAACUAUGCAUUUAGCAAACAAAGAGAAAGCACUUCUCCCUUUCCUAUCUAGUUGUUUAGGGUGCAUUCAAACACCAGAGGCUCUUUUGAGAUGCGAUUGGCCUUCUGGAUUACUCUUGUGGUGUGGUUAGAUUUACAGUACAUUCGGUAACUAUUUCCUAAAUAGUAAGGACAAAGGAGCAGAAGGUAAGAAAUAGCUACUUCCAAGUGUAAAAAAAAAAAAAAAAAAAAAAAAAAAAAAAAAAAAAAAAAAAAAGUGUAAAGAUCUACUAUUUAUAGUGUGAACCAAAGACGCUACCUCACUCGAUUUCCAUUGGUGAUUUUAAUCACAUUGAUGAUACCAAAGAAUACCAAAGAUAUUUUCAUGCACGGCCUUGGUCUGCAGAGGGAACUCUACCCCAUCCCCUCUCCCACCUCCUCUCUCCUCCUCACUCUUCACUCAGUGUAUAAACUUGUCUUCAUUCUUAAUAAUAAUGAUACGAUAAUGAUAACAACAUUAGGAAAUACUACUCUUAUUACUGCUAGUUCUACUUGUAAAUCUCUAGGCAAACAUGUUGCAAACUUUGUAAACUCCUAGGACGAGUGCCUUGCUUGAACCAAAGUGUUAAACCGCUGUUGACCUCUCUCACCUUAUACUCUUUGAAUACCUCAGCCUCUUAGAAAGGCCACUAAUGAAAAAAAAAAAAAGGAAUAAUUAUUCACCGUGGUGCUUUUUCCGUGCAACCAUGCAAUGAAACUUUCUUUGAUACCAAAGGAUGACUUCUUUUUCCCAAUUUCUUGCUGAUAAACCAAAGCUCCUUUUCCUGUUCCCUCUCAAAUUCCCCCCCACUUCACCGAGUCCCUUCACCAGGCAGGCCGUGCAUCACUUUUACCAAUUCCUCCAAAUACCUCAUAGUAAUAAAGUUUUAGGGUUAUGUUGUAUAGAGAGUCUAUGUGAUAAGGCAGAACUUACUAGUUUGAUAAUUGUUAAGGUUACUUUUGAAAAAAAAACUUUAUAAUUCUUAUUUAUUUUGUAGUUUGUAUGUUUGGGAUGUCCCCACCCCCACCCCCACUUCAGUUUGGGGUUUAUUUUCUUGGCAGAACUGCUCUGUUGCUCAAGGAAGACUUCAUUUCUGGAAAUGUUCCCCAGGUGGGUUAAGAGUUGUGUAAAAAAUGCAAGAAUGAAAUAAGAAAUGAUUUUCGUUUUGAUGGUUGCUUAUGAAGUUUUUGUGUUUCAUAGUAAAUUUGUUUCCACAGGGUAAAAAAAGUAUAUAUAAUCUCUUUUUUGUGAAACUGGUUCCUAUUUUUCUCUAUAAUGUGCUGUGAUUUUUUUCUUAAUUUAAAUUACAUUUUAUAUGAGCUUAUUUAAUCACUGUGUUAAUUUAUGACUGUGUAGUUUUUAAAAUGUAUAUAGUAGAAUGGAAAUGGCCAAAGCUUUAUGUUACAAUCUUUUUUGUUUGAUGCUAAGAUAAGCUGAAAGCAAGAACUUCUCUUAACUGCAGGGUGUAUCUUUAGCUUUUCUUAGCAGGCACUUCAGUGUGUGUUGUAAACACUGCCAGGUUCCCCCCCUCAAAAAAUCUGUACAUGCCAAAAUGGGUGUUUCAAGGUAGUCUUUUUUAUCACUUAAAAGAAAGGUAUUAUCCGUGUUCUUCCUUUAAUUUAUUAAGUUUUUUUUUAAAGAUUAUUUUGCAGGUUAGACCUGAAAUUCCAAAGAAUUUGUCUUGUUUCAUGUUUCAAAGCACCGGCAUUUGUGAGAUACUUUGCUACUUUUUUUUUUAAACCAUUGGCCCGGGCGUGAGAAGUGAAAAAUACAAAAACUCAAUGAGACAAGCUAACUUGAAUUUGGAAAUCCUCUUAAGUUCACCAAGUUUCUGAACUGCUUCAAGGCAGGGCACAGGGCGUGGAGACACAGUUCCUCUGGCAGAACUAAGAGGGUAUCAUGACCUUUACAGAGGAAGUCAAGGCUCAGGGCCAGCUGAAGGGGCUGACCCAGCCCCUGCCUCUCUAGCCUACCCACGGAAGACGCAAAACACAAUGCUGAGUCCUGAUUCACAAUCAAAUUUAAGAAAAUAUUGCAAGACUGUAUAUUCUUCCCCACUUUUUUCUUGUAACCUACUACGCACAAUUACCCCCUCCCCUACCCCAAACACCCUACCUUCUACCCCCUUCCCAACCAGAGUUGGAAGAAUUCUCAAAUUUCAGAGUUCCAGGGGUGAAUGAACUUCAGACCUAUUUUAGUGUGUUUCUUCUCACUCUUUGUCUUCCCAUGAGUUUUCUUGUCCACACUAAAGAUGGUCCCUGCCCCAGGCUGGUAAUCAAGGCUGUUCAGAGACUUGGCCCUGUUUCACAUCAGCGCACAUGUAGAAUUCUCAGCUGACUAGGGCAUCCUCAGAAGACCCGGUGCCCACUCUUUUGUUUUAUUUUGCUAAAAUAAGUUGCUUCAAUUACAUGGCAUAAAUCCAUAGAUGUAAAUAUCUUUUCUCCCAGUACAAGAAUUUUACCUUAUUUUCUUUUGCAGGGGUGUUUGGGGUGGGCAAGGAAAGGGAGGGCUUAGUCUUUUGGGUCAAAUGUUACAUUUUCUUAGAGACUUUUUUAUACUCGCUAUGUAUUUUAAAUAGGGCAAUAAAUCUGGUCUGAGUUGCAGGACCAUUCAGUGCUCUGUGGAAAAGCAUUGAUUAAUUCUUUGUUUUUAAUACAAAUGCUGUGCAGUGAGUUCUAGAAGGCCCAGGAAAACGGUUGAGGGAGGACAUUUACCAUCAGCAAUGAAACGCUGAACAGAGUUGUAUUCACAAUGUUGUGUUUUCUGUUUUCGUGUCAGUCUCGAUUUUUUUUGUGGUAUGUUCUGCAUUUAUUACAUAAUCAUUGUGGGCUCAUUUUACAUUUGCCGUCUGAACCAAGUGACAAGUAUUUUAAAAAAAAAAAAUAAACUUAAAACAUUGUCUUCCACUUGCUUCGGUAGUUGUCUUCAUAUCUCCCUGUGUUUCUUGUCCCUUCUGAAGUCAGCCCAUCUGUCACUCACUGAUACCUGUCCCUUCCCCAUCUUCUAUUUUCAGUACACCUUUGACCUUAGCUGUAGUUUGAGUGUGACUCAGUUUCCCUGUUCAAGUUAGCUUGAUGGUUUAUUAUGUAAGGAGGGUGCCUAAGACAAUCAUCAGGUUAAAAAAAAUAAAUUAAAAAAAAAAAAAAAAAGAUCAGUAGAGUAGAAAAUCUUCCAAGAGCAGAGGGAGUUCUUCCUUAGCAAUGAAAAAAAAAAAAAAAAAAAAAAAAGCUAAAUACAUAAUUAAAUAAUUAAUUUUAAAACCUAACCAUGAGGGGCUUAGAAGAUUUUUGAUAAAAGACAAAUGUUGCUGUCAUUUUCUUUGUCAAUUAGAAAGCAGUGGUAGUUUCUAUGUUGCAUCUACAUUUCAGACUAAAUGAUUAUUGUACCCAGUUAUGGUUGUUUGCUAAUAUUUUGUCUCUCUUUCUCUCUGUCCAAUGCUUCUUCUGUAUUUUUGUGUGUAGCAACAAAAAGUGUAAUGCAUUAGGCAUUAUUCUGGUUUGUUUAUGAGUAUCUCCUGUACUGCAUUAAGGUUUCUUUCUUUUUUUUCAAAGCUUCGCUACUGUUCUCACUUUAUGCCGUGCAAUAUCAUCUGCUGUGUUUGCUAAGCAAAAAAGAAAAAAGAAAAAAAGAAAAAAAGCAAGUGAUGAUGCCAUCAUGCUUUUCAGUGUUAAAAUGUUUCAGCAUUUAUGUAGUCACCAAAAUGUAGUAAAUAAAAUGUUGGAUUUUCCAGCACUUUAAAUUUA